AUGAGUACUAUUCAUGACGAAAAAUGUGAUAAAGUCACACUAUUAACUGGUCGUGAUGAUAUUUAUUCAGGUGUAACUGUUGAUCAAAAUCUUUUAGCUAAAACGGUAACUUUAUUUGAACGUCAAUUGGAACAGUCAUUGAUUGCAUGGAGACAAGCAAAACGAAGAGGAAUUUGGCUUUCAAUACCACAUGAUCAAACAGAAUUGAUUCCAACUGCACAAAAAUUCGGUUUUGUUCUUCAUCAUGCUAAACCUGAAUAUGUUAUGUUAACUCAUUGGCUUGAUGAAAGUGAUCUAAAUAAAUUACCUAGUUAUGCUAUGUCUACCGUUGGUGUUGGUGGCCUUGUAGUAAAUAAAAAACGUGAAGUAUUACUUAUCCAGGAACGUUUUACUAAUGUUAAGGAUUAUUUUACAAUACCUGGUGGAUGUCUUGACAUGGGCGAAUCAAUCGAACAUGGUGUUGAACGUGAAGUAUUUGAAGAAACAGGUAUUCGUGCUCAUUUUCGUGGCAUACUUGCAUUCACAUACAAGGCACAAUUUCGUUUUGGACAUGGUGAUGUUCAUUUUGCAUGUCUAAUGUCAUUGGAUGAAAAUGAAGAAAAUCAGAAAAUUAAGUUUGAUCCACUUGAAGUAGCUGCUUGUAAAUGGAUGUCUCUUGACGAAUGGGCUGAUUCACCAGAAAAACAUCCUUUACAUGUUACAUUGCAUCUUGCGCGUUUAGCCAUGGAUGUACUUGACGGUCGUGAACAAUUACUUGAACCUGAUCGGAUCGAAGUUCAAUUAUCAAAUCCGAAUAGAUCGAUAUGGGAUAUAAUGAUGUAUCGAAAGAAAUCAAUUGAUAAAAAAUAA
Messenger RNA from Rotaria socialis, 849 nucleotides. NCBI's taxonomy places the organism in Eukaryota, Metazoa, Rotifera, Eurotatoria, Philodinida, Philodinidae. The record is from the annotation of a GenBank genome assembly.